GAAUUCAGCAAAGAGCGCUCAAUGAAGCUGCUAUUGUGGCGACCUGGGAAGGGCUGCGCGGUUCAAACUGUCAGAGGCUCUCCGUUAACAUGUACCGGCUGCCCUCCACCGCUAAGGCUAACUUCAGACUAGAAGUGCUGGCGUGCUGCGAGCUGGCUGCUUGUUAAAUAACCGGUCUGAAAUAAGUUAACUUUUAGCUUAUCGUUCAAUAAGCACAUCAUUAGCUAUUUAGCUCGAUGAAGCUAACUUCGGCGACCGCUAGCUAACGCAGCCCGUUUGUUAACGUUAUACUUGUGAGCCAGUUAUCAGCACAGAGCACUGAUUCAUUAUCCACUGACAGCCGUACUAACGUUACUACAUGUGUGUCUGCAAGGGUAACACAUCUGUAACACCAACUUUAGCACACAAGUUGAUGGUAGCUUGUUCGGUCUAACGCCUGUGUGUUGUUGCCGGAUGGAGCCAUUCAUUCCGCCGACCAGAGCGGGGGUAUGUCGGUGGUUAUCCGCCCCGGUGUUGAUCAUUUUGGGGAACUUUUGAACCUGCUAGCGCUCACCUUAUCUGUCACGCUGCUGCCAUUAGCUGUGGUGCUAAUGUCCGAGGGGUUAAACCCUACACCCAUCCCACCUAAAGGGACAGACCUGCUGCAGAGGUGGGGUCGAGGAUUUGGACUCUUGGGCUCAAUUUUUGGAAAUGACAGUGCACUGAACCAACCCAACAGUGUCUACGGGAUUGUCUUUUAUGCCUUCCAGCUUCUACUAGGAAUGACUGUCAGUGCAAUGGCUGCCCUAAUUCUCAUGACGACAUCCAUCUUGUCGGUGGUGGGUUCGCUCUACCUGGGCUACAUCCUCUACUUUGUCCUAAAGGACUUCUGCAUCAUCUGCAUCACCACAUAUGCGCUGAACUUCAUUCUCUUUAUUCUCAACUACAAGCGACUGGUUUACUUGAAUGAGGCCUGGAAGCAGCAGCUUCAGGCCAAGCAGGACUAAGCUGUCGAAAACGGCAAGAAAAUACGAUACACAAACAAACGACAACAAAAAAAAAAAGAAAUGUGACCUCUGAACAUUUGACUUGCCACCAGGAGACCUUGCUUCCAAACAAUGUUUAUUCUGCUGUGUGUUCAAAAAAAUGAAGAAAUUUAACUUAACUGUUGGGCCUGACAUCUCAAUGUUGCAAACACAGAAGGAUUUGUAAGUGAAAGAUGAUUUUCUUUUAAUUUCUUUUUCCUUGUUUAACAUUGUACUCACUUAAGGAAGGGGCUGGCUGUGUGUGUG
Molecule: messenger RNA, 1271 nt
Organism: Morone saxatilis (striped sea-bass)
Lineage: Eukaryota; Metazoa; Chordata; Actinopteri; Moronidae
Gene: vkorc1l1
Product: vitamin K epoxide reductase complex, subunit 1-like 1
Exons: 3
Coding region: 489-986 (165 amino acids)
Biological process (GO): peptidyl-glutamic acid carboxylation; vitamin K metabolic process
Molecular function (GO): vitamin-K-epoxide reductase (warfarin-sensitive) activity
Source: RefSeq, a predicted model, not a curated record